This is a messenger RNA of Eruca vesicaria subsp. sativa (arugula), 1865 nucleotides long. Lineage: Eukaryota; Viridiplantae; Streptophyta; Magnoliopsida; Brassicales; Brassicaceae. The record is from the annotation of a GenBank genome assembly.
CUCUUUUUUGAAUCAUCUUCUGACCAUAACCAAUCAAACUAAAGUCAACAUGAAUCACAUGUUUCAGAUCUCCGGCGAUGUAAUCAAGUCUUUGGGGUUGAAGAUGAAGUUUAUGAUAACAUUCAUCUUUACUGGUGUACUCAUUGGUUCUGUCUUCUUACUAUCAUCCUCAGACAACUUCAACGACCAACUUCUUUAUGCUACAAUCAACGGUUCCAAGGAAUCCAAAACACCCCAAGAUAAGUUGAUAGGAGGACUAUUAACAUCAGAUUUCGAUGAACGUUCUUGCGUGAGUAGAUACUAUAAAUCAUCCUUGUACCGCAAGCCAUCUCCAUACAACCCAUCUGAAUACCUAAUCUCCAAGCUAAGAAGCUAUGAGAAGCUCCACAAGCGUUGCGGUCCAGGCACACAAGCUUACAAGGAAGCAACAAAGAAUCUUCUUCAUGGUCAUGAUGACAACAAGAACUACGCAAACAAAACCGUCGAUGAAUGCAAAUACAUUGUGUGGGUCGCUGUCUACGGUCUUGGAAACAGGAUACUAACUCUCGCAUCUGUCUUCCUCUACGCUCUCUUGACGGAUAGAGUCGUUCUUGUUGAUCAAAGCAAAGACAUAAGUGAUCUCUUCUGCGAGCCGUUUCCAGGUACUUCAUGGUUACUCCCUCGUGACUUCCCAUUAACGAGACAGAUCGAUGGAUACAAUAAAGAAUACUCUCGUUGCUACGGAACAAUGUUGAACAAUCAUGCCAUUAGUACAAACUCAACUCCUCCUCAUCUCUAUCUUCACAUCUUACAUGACUCAAGAGAUGAAGACAAGAUGUUCUUCUGCCCCAAGGAUCAAACUCUGAUCGAUAAAGUCCCUUGGUUGAUUGUUAAAGCGAAUGUCUACUUUGUUCCAUCCUUAUGGUUUAAUCCAAGUUUUCAAACCGAACUGGUGAAGCUAUUCCCGCAGAAAGAAGCAGUGUUUCAUCUCCUGGCUAAGUAUCUUUACCACCCGACGAAUGAUGUUUGGGGUAUGAUCACAAAGUACUACAAGGCUCACUUAGCUAGAGCUGACGAGAGACUCGGGAUUCAAAUACGUGUUUUCAGCGGCGACGCGGGAUAUUUAAAAAACGUCAUGGGUCAGGUCUUGUCAUGUACGCAAAGAGAGAAGCUAUUACCUCAAGUGGUUACACAAGAGGUUAAUGUCACUCAAAGUCAGAAAGUUAAAGCUGUUCUUGUCACAUCUCUAUAUCCAGAGUACUCUGAUCAUUUGAGGAACAUGUUUUCGAAGCAAAAAGGAGAAACAAUCAAAGUUUAUCAACCAAGUGGAGAAAGGUAUCAACAAACAGACAAGAAGAUACACGACCAAAAGGCUUUAACGGAGAUGUAUCUUCUGAGUUUAAACGAUAAAGUUGUCACGAGUGCAAGGUCCACGUUCGGGUACGUUGCUCAUAGUCUUGGAGGGUUAAAGCCGUGGUUAAUGUAUCAGCCGAUGGAUAAAUCAGUUCCUGAUCCGCCUUGUGUUCGAUCCACGUCUAUUGAGCCUUGUCAUCUUACUUCACCGUCUCAUGGGUGUGGUGCUGAUUGGGGAACUGACUCAGGGAAGGUUCUUCCGUUUGUAAAGCAUUGUGAGGAUCGUGAUAAUGAUGGGCUCAAGCUGUUUGAUGAGUUGUAGUAGUACUUCUUGUUUAUCUUUUUUUAGCUUAUUUCAUUGGAUUAUUUGGAAUUACUGAAACAGAGGAUCAGUGAUUAUCUAUCUUUUGAUUCUUGUCUAUUAAUAAUCAUUUAAAUGUUUAAUAGAAGAUUCUUACAUUUUUGUAUUCUAUCUAUCAAUAUGAUAAGGCAUAGAGAGACAUUGUAUUAUACAACAGAGAACCUGUUGUUUU